GUGGCUGACACCGCAGCCUAUCACAAAGCAGCCCUAUCCCACAACCUGCACCAAAGAAUUUGGCGAAAAUCGACCUGGAGCCUUGGAACUCAGAGGAAGCAACCCCGACAACGACAAUCGACAACCACCGCCAAAAUGAGGACUUACGACGAUAGCUUCUCCGGCCAGCGGAUCUACCCCGGCAAGGGUAAGCUGUACGUCCGUGGCGACAGCAAGAUCUUUCGCUUCCAGAAUGGCAAGUCCGAGUCGCUCUUCCUCCAGCGCAAGAACCCCCGCCGCAUUGCCUGGACUGUCCUCUACCGCCGGCAACACCGCAAGGGCAUCUCUGAGGAAGUCGCCAAGAAGCGCACGCGCCGCACCAUCAAGUCGCAGCGUGCCAUCGUCGGCGCCUCUCUCGAGGUGAUCAAGGAGCGCCGCUCGAUGCGCCCCGAGGCCCGGAGCGCCGCCCGUCUGGCCGCCAUCAAGGAGAGCAAGGAGAAGAAGCAGGCUGCGCAGGCGGCCAAGAAGGCCGAGAAGGCUAAGAACGCCGCCGCCGCCGCCAAGGGCCAGGCCGCCGGCCGCGUCACCAGCAAGCAGGGUGCGAAGGGUGCGCCGAUCAAGGUCCAGGCCAAGUCUCGUUAAGGGGGGCUCGCUCUUUGGCGGGAGGGGUGCGUGUUCUUUCUGAGGCGAAAGGGAAAGCCAGGUCAUGAGAGGAGCGCAAUAGAUGAAAUGGUUAUCUUACGGUCUUGCCUGUGGCCGGAAAGGGUAAAACGCUGGAGUCGGUCGGUACGGUACUCGGGUUUUCUUGCCUGCUCAACUCUCUUAAAAGGG
Messenger RNA from Thermothelomyces thermophilus ATCC 42464, 810 nucleotides. RefSeq lists its product as uncharacterized. Gene Ontology annotation, biological process: cytoplasmic translation. Bases 136 to 621 code for a protein of 161 amino acids. The record is from RefSeq and is a predicted model, not a curated record. Gene Ontology annotation, cellular component: cytosolic large ribosomal subunit. The transcript is spliced from 3 exons. NCBI's taxonomy places the organism in Eukaryota, Fungi, Ascomycota, Sordariomycetes, Sordariales, Chaetomiaceae. Gene Ontology annotation, molecular function: mRNA binding; structural constituent of ribosome.